CACAAAAAAAUUGAACAACAUUCACCGGCUCCUUCAACGGCCUCCUCUAACACGUCACUAUCAUGUCUCAGUACACCCUCACCACCCAAGACCACAGCCACUAAAGUAGUGUCACAAAAAACCUCUUUAGGUAUACAACAAGUAUCGGUGACAGUGUCUAUGCAAGUGGAAAAUGUAACAACAGCCACUACUCCUACUACUCCCGAAAAAGAGAAUGCUGGCAUUUUGACAACAAGCACAACAAGCGGUGGUAUACAAACAACGACAUCAUCGGCGUCUAGUGUUAAGAAAGAAAGGAAAAUAACAAGUUAUUUUACGGUGGUGGGUCAAAAGGCAGAUGUUUAGGAGUUCAAAAACACACACACUCAAGAAGGCAAGUUUAUGGUGAACUAACAGGAGUUUUAUAAGGUAAACUGAAUAGAUUUUCUUUGCAAAUAACUUAAGAGUUAAAAGACAAUAAAAUAAGAUUUUGUUUAAAAUGUACUUUUUUAUAAUUAUUUACAUAUUAAUUUAAAUACUUUUUUUUUAUAAAUUAGACUAUAGUCUAAUCUAUUGUCAUGUCUAUAGGCUA
This is a messenger RNA of Lucilia sericata (common green bottle fly), 571 nucleotides long. RefSeq names its product mucin-2-like. NCBI's taxonomy places the organism in Eukaryota, Metazoa, Arthropoda, Insecta, Diptera, Calliphoridae. The record is from RefSeq and is a predicted model, not a curated record. The annotation marks the transcript as partial. The transcript has a single exon.